Molecule: messenger RNA, 258 nt
Organism: Strongylus vulgaris
Lineage: Eukaryota; Metazoa; Nematoda; Chromadorea; Rhabditida; Strongylidae
Source: the annotation of a GenBank genome assembly
AUGCAUGAAACUCCGAGCAUGACUCGCUCCAGGGAAAACGGAUGGAAACAAAAACCCAGUGUGAUAGUGACUCUUGGAAUUGGACACGACACGCAAGCCGAAGAAGCUUUAGUGAAGGUUUUGCCAGAAGGAUCAUACUUUUAUGGAGCGGACCCGAUACACGAAGUUAACGAGAACCUUUUUACUAAGUUUGGCUCGUACUUCCCAUUUGCGGUUGGUGCGAAAUCGCAAGUUGCCACCGCAAGUGUCCUUAUCAAC